Schistosoma margrebowiei is the source of this 490-nucleotide messenger RNA. The record is from the annotation of a GenBank genome assembly. NCBI's taxonomy places the organism in Eukaryota, Metazoa, Platyhelminthes, Trematoda, Strigeidida, Schistosomatidae.
AGUUUAUACAAGCUAGUCACGAAGAUAUUGGAUCGAAAGGCGGCUAGUUAAGGAUUGAAGGUCAAGGUUGUUUUUGAUCCCGAAACCAAGGAUAUUAAACUAUGGCACGUGGUCAACAAAAAAUACAAAGUCAACAGAGAAAUGCUAAAAAGCAAGCUGAUUUAAAAAAACCUGCUAUUGAUUCAAAAAAAGCUGCUGCUAAAGCACUUCAUCAUACUUGUCCUGUAUGUAAAACACAAGUACCUGAUGUUAAAACAUAUAAACAACAUUUUGAAAAUAAACAUCCCAAAAAUCCAUUACCACAAGAAUUACUUGAAGUUGUUUAAACUAUUCAAUAAUUAAAAUAAGAAGAUUUAUUCAUAGUAAACUAUUUUUAAUUUUCCCUAUAUAAGUUGUAAUAAUUAAUCUUUUUCUAAAAUAAUGUAUUAAAUACAUAUUUUAACUGUUUUCUGAUUGACUAAUUAAAGAGAUGCUCUUGUUUUCAUUCUCA